Symbiodinium sp. CCMP2592 is the source of this 777-nucleotide messenger RNA. NCBI's taxonomy places the organism in Eukaryota, Dinophyceae, Suessiales, Symbiodiniaceae. The record is from the annotation of a GenBank genome assembly.
AUGCCGCCGCACAUCGCUUCAGCUGCGCUCAAAGAGCGCACGUUGCUGGGACAUCUUCGGAGACUCCUCGGCGAGCGCGCCGAUGGCAUAAUCCCGCCUAUACUGACUCUCCCCUCGGUGAAUGACAUCAUGGCCUUCGCCCGUAGGCGGCUAGAGGAGCCCGCUCGUGGCAACUUUCAGUGCUACGGCUGCUACGCGGAGACGCUGACUCAGAUGGUUCGACCAAAGGACUAUAUAUGUGUACACGCCGCCUCCUCUUGGCAGCCAUGUGUGACGCACUGCGGGGCAUGGACCGCGCUGAGCUUGCGCAAAGGUCUGUUAUGGACCUCAGUGCGUAUGGCAGCCAUUGAACUGGAGAUUGCGGAUGAUGUGCGCCCGUUUGCCAGUGGUCAGCUAUUGACGCUGGGCUUGUAUGGCAAAGGAGGUCUCCUCGGCCUGAGCAAGGAUACCAACAGAUCGUGCAACUUGCAUCGCUUAUUGAACGUUCUGGUGCAAGCCACAUGGCCCCACCACAUAUGGACCAGCCUGGCACUGAGUGCCAACAACACUACACAGCUGCACAUCGACAAAGGGAACAUGGAUGCUGAGGUGCUCUUAAUCGGACUGAGUCAUCACCUUCAGGGUCAGGUCUGGAUCGAGGAGAUGGGAGGCCAGUGUUAUGAGGAGUUUGAGGGCCGGCUCGUGGCCGGCAAUCGGCGCAGCAGCGGCACCACGGCCCAUGGCGAUCGUACGGCAUGCUCUCAGUUCAAGUGCGCCUUUCUGGCAGAUGCAACCUAG